Messenger RNA from Corticium candelabrum, 1823 nucleotides. RefSeq names its product glucose-6-phosphate isomerase-like. The transcript is spliced from 20 exons. Gene Ontology annotation, molecular function: carbohydrate derivative binding; monosaccharide binding; glucose-6-phosphate isomerase activity. Gene Ontology annotation, biological process: glucose 6-phosphate metabolic process; gluconeogenesis; glycolytic process. The record is from RefSeq and is a predicted model, not a curated record. Gene Ontology annotation, cellular component: cytosol. The coding region runs from base 17 to 1681 and encodes 554 amino acids. Lineage: Eukaryota; Metazoa; Porifera; Homoscleromorpha; Homosclerophorida; Plakinidae.
AACUGCGUUGUUUGCGAUGGCGUCUCGUACAAGAAUAGCAGAGUGGAAAGCAUUGGAAGAGCACUACAGACAGGCGUCAACGUGGCAUAUGCGUGACAUGUUUGCUAAAGAUCCGCAGCGCUUCGAGCAAUUCCAUGCUGUCCUUUCAACUGCUCAUGGCCAACUUCUUCUUGACUAUUCGAAGAAUAUUGUCAGCAAGGAUACCAUGCAACUGUUGUUCAAUCUGGCUCGUGCUUGUAAUGUGGAAGGCAUGAGAGACAAAAUGUUUAAUGGUGACAAGAUCAACUUUACUGAGGAUCGUGCUGUUCUUCAUACUGCACUGCGGAACAGAGCGAACACCCCAAUUGUAGUGGAUGGUCAUGAUGUGAUGCCUGAUGUGAAUGCAGCAUUAGAUCAUAUGAGAGACUUCUCUGCAAAUGUAAGAAGUGGAGCUUGGACAGGGUUUACUGGAGAAGCUAUUACUGACAUAGUUAACAUUGGCAUUGGUGGCUCUGAUUUGGGUCCACUGAUGGUUACAGAAGCUCUGAAACCAUAUGGAGACAAACUUAAAGUCCAUUUUGUAUCAAACAUAGAUGGCACUCACUUGGCUAAGACACUGGCUAAUCUGAGUCCACAGACAACACUGUUUGUUGUAGCUUCUAAGACAUUCACAACAUUGGAGACGAUUACAAAUGCAACUUCUGCGAAGAAAUGGCUGCUAGAUGCUGCAAAAGAUCCUGCGGCCGUUGCCAAACAUUUUGUGGCCCUUUCUACAAAUACCGCUAAAGUGAAGGAAUUUGGCAUCAAAGAAGAGAACAUGUUUGUUUUUUGGGAUUGGGUUGGUGGUCGAUACUCAUUGUGGUCGUCCAUUGGUCUUACUAUUGCUCUUUACAUUGGUAUGGAGAAUUUUGAGCAGCUCUUGGAUGGUGCCUUUGCUAUGGACCAGCACUUCAAGACCGCUCCUUUGGAUGAGAAUAUUCCAGUUCUUCUUGGAUUGCUUGGUGUGUGGUACAAUAAUUUCUUUGGUGCUCAGUCACAUGCCAUCCUGCCGUAUGACCAAUACUUGCACAGAUUUGCUGCAUAUUUUCAGCAGGGUGAUAUGGAGUCAAAUGGCAAGUCAGUGAGUUGUAGUGGGGACUUCUGUGAUUACUCUACCGGUCCGAUUGUGUGGGGAGAACCUGGAACGAACGGGCAACAUGCAUUUUACCAACUUAUACAUCAGGGCAAAAAGGUUAUUCCAGCUGACUUUAUUGCACCCGUGGAAACACACCAUCCUAUUGCUGCAGGAAUCCAUCACCAGAUCUUGUUGGCUAACUUCUUGGCACAGACAGAGGCACUAAUGAAGGGUAAGACUAUGGAUGAAGCAAGACAAGAAUUACAGAAAUCAGGAGUCAGUGGUGAUCGACUCCAAAAGAUUCUUCCUCACAAGUUCUUUGCAGGAAACAAGCCAACCAAUUCUAUUGUGAUUCAGAAGCUGACACCGUUUACAUUGGGAUUAAUAAUUGCUAUGUAUGAACAGAAGGUGUUCACACAAGGAGUCAUCUGGGACAUCAAUUCAUUUGAUCAGUGGGGAGUUGAACUGGGCAAGCAACUUGCUAAAGUCAUUCAACCAGAGCUGGCUCAGCCUGGUGAGGUCACAAGUCACGAUUCCUCAACUAAUGGCCUUAUCAACUACAUCAAGAAGCACAAUCAGAGCUGGUGACCUCUUAAAUUUGAAAUGACUAAACCAAUAUGAAUGAGCAAAAAUAGCCGGAAUAGUAGCAACAUGUGUGAUUUUAAUGUGUUUUGAGUGGUAUGUUUCUGAAGCUCUUCUAUGAUGAACAGCUGUGAAUUUAAACAUUGAA